AUGGGUUGGCGCCGGUUCCCGCAACCUCCCGUUUCGUCCGACCCCUGUUCUUCUUCCUCUCCCUCGUCAUUUUCUUCCUCCAAAUUCCCCUUGCUCCCUUGCCCCACGCCGACUGGGAUCUCGUCGCUGAGGUCUGAGACCCUUCUCCGCGUCCUCUCCAUCUCCACCGGAGUCCCCCCCGGGCGCCGCCCAUAUCCCCCCGCUGCCGCCGCCGCCGUCUCGGCCCCUAGCCGCAGGAAGCAAGGGGGCGACAGCGGCGCCGGACCCCUCCCGUCGUUGCUCCGCCGUCUCGACUCCUCCGGCGACUCGCCUGGUGGCGGCGGCGGCGUCCGCGAGAUCCUGGACCCCCUCGCCGGCAGGCUCACCCCGAAGGAGCUCACCGUGCUGCUCAAGGAGCAGCGGGACUGGCGGCGGGCUCUGCAGAUCUUCCAGUGGAUGCGGUCGCAGGGGGAGCUCUACCUCCCCAACCCCAUCCACUACAACGUGGUGCUCCGCGCCCUCGGCCGCGCGCAGGAGUGGGACGAGCUCCGCCGCUGCUGGAUCGACAUGGCCCGGGACGGCGUCCUCGCCACCAACACCACCUAUGGCAUCCUCAUCGACGUCUUCGGCAAGGCGGGGCUCGCGAGGGAGGCCCUUCUUUGGCUCCGCCACAUGAGAAGCCGGGGGCUGUUUCCCGACGAGGUGACCAUGAACACCGCCGUGAGGGUCCUCAAGGACUCCCGCGAGUUCGAUCUCGGGGAGAAGGUCUUCGCCGACUGGUGCACCGGGAAGGUGGACGUGGCGGCCCUUGAGGGCCCCCUCCUCGGCGGGGGGCGCCCCGGCGCCGACGACUCGCUCAACCCCCGGCAGUUCUUGCUCUCCGAGAUGCUCCGCUCCGGCGGGAAGAGGGCGGCGCCGCUGGCAGCAGCGGCGGCGGAGGAGGAGCCCCCGGCUCGCCGGAGGCCCCGGCUCGCCGCCACCUUCAACACCCUGAUCGACCUGUACGGGAAGGCGGGCAGGCUGGGUGACGCCUCCGAGGCGUUCGCGGAAAUGCUCCGCUCGGGGGUGACCCCCGACACCACCACCUUCAACACCAUGAUGAACAUCUGCGGAGCUCACGAGCUGCUCCCCGAGGCGGAGGCUCUGCUGGAGAAGAUGGAGGAGAGGGGGAUCCGCCCCGACGCCAAGACCUUCAACAUCUUCAUGUCCCUGCACGCCGCCGCCGGGGACCUCCCGGCGGUCCUCGCGUACUACCGGAGGCUCGUGGGCUGCGGCCUCCGGCGGGACGCGGCUACGCAGAGGAUCCUCCUGGGGGAGCUCUGCGGCAGGAAGAUGGUGCGGGAGGCGGAGGGCGUGAUCGAGGAGCUCCGCGCCGGCGGCGAGCCACUCGACGAGCAGCUGCUGCCUGUCGUCACGAGGAUGUACGUGGAACAAGGGCUGCUCGCGCAGGCAGCGGCGUUCCUCGCCGAGCACUGCGCCGGCAGAACCAUCUCCUCGAAGAACUACGCCGCCGUCGCCGACGUGUUCGCCGAGAGGGGCCUGUGGGCAGAGGCGGAGGCCGUCUUCUCCUCCGCGGAGGGGAGGCGCCGCCGGGAGGCGGCGGAGUACAACGUGAUGAUCAAGGCCUACGGCCGCGCGAAGCUCUACGACCGUGCCUGCGCCCUGUUCGAGAGAAUGCCAGGCCGUGGGGUCUGGCCGGACGAGUGCACCUACAACUCGAUGAUCCAGAUGCUGGCCGCCGGGGACCAGCCGGAGAGGGCGGGGAAGCUCCUGGGCAGGAUGAUGAGGGAGGCCCGGAUGAGCCCGCGGCGGGAGACCUUCUCCGCCGUGGUGGCGAGCUGCGCGAGGGCGGGCAUGUCGGAGCCGGCGGAGGAGAUCUUCGAGGAGAUGCGGCGGUGUGGCGUGCCCCCCAACGAGGUUGUCUACGGCUCGCUGAUCGACGCGCUCGCCGCCGCCGACGACGCCGGCGGGGCCCGCCGCCGCCUCGCCGAGAUGGAGGCCUCGGGGCUGGCGGCAAACCGGAUCGUCCUCACGUCCCUGAUCAAGGCCCACCGUAGAUCGGGGGACUGGAGAGAGGCCCAGCGGGUGUACGCGAGGAUCGGCGGCCUGGAAGGCGGCGCCGACGCGGUAGCGGGCAACUACAUGAUCGGUGUCUACGCCGACCUCGGGAUGGUCACCGAGGCGAGGGCGGUGCUCGCCGACCUGAGCAGCGGCGGCCGCGCCGACGCCGCCUCCUACGCCGCGAUGGUACGCCUGUACAGGAACAUGGGAAUGCUGGACGAGGCGGCCGGCGCUGCCGAGCAGAUGCGGCGAGCGGGGCUGCUCUCCGACGGUGCCUCCUUCGGCACCGCUGUGGCGGCCUUCGCCGGCGCUGGCCGGCUCAGGGACUGCGCCGAGCUACUCCACCAGAUGCAGAACCUCGGGAUCCCCCCCGACCCGGCUACCUUCCGGGCCAUGUUCGCCCUGCUCAGGAAGGCCGGCGUGCCGCCGGAGGCCGUCUCCCAGCUAGAGUCGGCCUUCGCCGACGGGAAGCCCCUAGUCCGGCCGGCGCUAAUGACGCUGGUGCUCUCCGCGGCGGGCCUGCACGGGCUCGCUCUGCGGUCCUGCGAGGAUCUCCUCUUGGCCGGCGGCGGCGCCGCUUUGCCCGGCGGGACCUUCGCCUGCAACGCCGCCAUCGCGGCGUUCGGCGCGGGGGGGGAGACGGGGAAGGCCCUGAACCUGUUCAUGCGGAUGCUGGAUGAAGGUCUGUUGCCGGACGUGGUGACUUACAUAAGCCUCGCGGUCUGCUACGGCGGAGCGGGCUUCGUGGAGGGACUGAACAGGAUCUAUGGCAAGCUCAAGCACGGGGAGAUCGCGCCGAACAGGUCGCUCUUCGAGGCCGUAACGGCAGGGUACCGAGCCGCAGGCCGACCCGAUCUCGCCGAGGUGGUGGAGCAGGAGAUGAGGUUCAGCAUGGCCGCCGGCGACGAGACUAGGAGCGGCCCCGGUGACUCCGCAGCUGAGGAUCUGUAG
Molecule: messenger RNA, 2991 nt
Organism: Spirodela intermedia
Lineage: Eukaryota; Viridiplantae; Streptophyta; Magnoliopsida; Alismatales; Araceae
Source: the annotation of a GenBank genome assembly